Funneliformis geosporum is the source of this 981-nucleotide messenger RNA. The record is from the annotation of a GenBank genome assembly. NCBI's taxonomy places the organism in Eukaryota, Fungi, Glomeromycota, Glomeromycetes, Glomerales, Glomeraceae.
AUGAAAUUUGAACUAUAUGACAAACAAUUAAAACAAUGGCCAGAAACUGGACGUCAUAUUUUAGGACAAUACGACGAUGAAUCAAUUAUUGUUUAUCAAGCUUAUAACAAUUCUAUAGCUGACUACGCUAUUCAGCAUCAAAAAUUUGGUGGGAAGGAAUUUUCAUGGAAGAGAAUGACAUGGAUUAAAACCAAUUUUACUUGGAUGAUGUAUAGAUCUGGAUGGGCCACCAAAAAGAAUCAAGAAAGAAUUUUGGCAAUAAAAUUAACAAGAAAAGGAUUUGAAGAAAUUUUAGCAGAAGCGGCAUUAACAAGUUUCAGUCAACAUCUAUCAUCUAAUUCACAAUCUAAUACACCAAGUACUUCCCGAUCUAAUAAAUCCUCGAAAUCAAGAUCUAAUAAAUCCUUCAAAUCACGAUCCGAUAAAUCCUCCAAAUCACGAUCCGAUAAAUCCUCCAAAUCACGAUCCGAUAAAUCCUCCAAAUCACGAUCUGAUGAAUCCUCCAAAUCACGAUCCGAUACAUUCUCCACUUUACAACACGAAUGGAAAGAACAAUUAGAAACGUCACAAGUAAGAUUACAAUGGGAUCCAGACCAUGAUCUACAUGGAGAAAAGAUGCAAAGAAGGGCAAUACAACUUGGUAUAAAAAACAAUAUAUUGCAAAAAUAUUCUAAUGAAUGGAUAAUUAGUAUUGAAGAUAUCACAGAAUUUGUUAGAGAACAAUAUGAAUUGAUUAAAUCAAAUAAAUUGGAUGAAGUUAGAACUCCCGAGGAGCGAGAAUAUAAAAUUGGCGACAAUUUAUCAAAAGAAAAAUUAGGUAUGAACUUUGUUGAUUCCAAACCGUUCCAAGAUGAGUCUGAACCCGAACCCGAUUUCUAUAAAAGAAUCCGUAAUUUCAUUAAUUCCAUAUGUAUUAAAAUUAAAGAAGCAUUAUAUAGAGUAACUAAUUUCUUCAGGGAAAAAAUUUUAACUUGGAUUUGA